AUGGAAUUCGAUCCAAAGACGCCUCAAUACCUCACCUCGGACCGGUCGAGCUUCGCCUCAGUCUCUGCCGAUGAACGAUGGCCCAUCAUUAUUACUGGCGCCAUUGAUGAUCUGGCUCGGACGGUGAAUGCGGUGACCGAUGCCGAGAAGGCUAAGGAAGGAAAGAGCAUUAUUGAGAAGCUGGCGACGUUGAAGUAUGAGUUGCAGCACAACCGGCAAUUGACUCCCCUCGAUGAUGACGGCGAAUCCGAUAUUGCUUCGUAUAACAAGGAGCUCGAGCAGCGGGGAAACCCUAAAUGGCACGAUGUGCCCUGGCUCUACUCCGAGUGCUACCUCUACCGCCGCAUGGAGACCUUCUUCUCUCUAUCAAAGCACUGGAAGGGCUACGACGUCUUUGCCCGCCAGAAGAUGUCCACCUUCAAGUCCUCCCGCCCCGCCGUCCUGGAACUUGCCGCACGAUAUCGCGAACUAGCCCACGAGGCCGAGUCCGGCAAAGGCGUAGACGGAAAGUCCCCCGAACAAGUCGAAGAGGCUGAGAAACUACUCUUCUCAGAGAUGUGCGAGAUCUGCCUAUGGGGAAAUGCCACCGAUCUCCUCCUCCUAACCUCCCUCACAUACGAGGACAUCCAGAAACUGCAAGGCACGCAGGCGCGCCAGGCAUCGCAGAAGAACAUUCUAGUCAAUGACCUCGAAGCCGCCUUCAAUGUCAUGCAAAAGGCCCGUCUUGAAAAGAAAAACGGCGAGCGCCGCGUCGACAUCGUCCUCGAUAACUCCGGUUUCGAGCUCUUCGUCGAUCUUAUUCUGGCUGGGUAUCUGCUUUCAGCAGGUCUGGCGACAAACGUCGUUUUACACCCGAAGCGUCUGCCGUGGUUCGUGUCGGAUGUUACGCCGAGGGAUUUCUCGGACUUGCUCAACUCGAUGGUUGACCCGCAGGCAUUCUAUACCGCGGCCGAUGACUCGGGGAAGACAUACCCGGCGCUCUCGGAGAAGGAAGUUGAGGACGUGCAAUUCCUUUUCCAGCAGUGGAGCGAGUUCCAUCAGGAUGGUAAGUUGAUUGUGCGUCCGCACUCGUUCUGGACUACGCAGGGCUGUUACUGGCGUAUGCCGCAUGUUGCGCCGGAGUUAUUUGAGGAUUUGAAGGAGAGUGAGCUUGUGCUGUUUAAGGGUGACUUGAACUACCGUAAGCUUGUUAACGACGCUCAAUGGGACCCCACAACCCCCUUCACAACCGCCAUCGGCCCCAUGGGUCCCAAGUCCGGAAUCCGUGUCCUAGCCUUCCGCACCUGCAAGGCGGACGUGGUCGUCGGUCUGCCUGCCGGUGAGGACGAGAAGCUCCGCCAGCUUCCUAACGGAGGCGGCAGUGAGUCACGGAAGUGGGCGUGGACUGGGAAAUGGGCCGUCGUGUCGUUCUCCGACGGUAAGAUCUAA
Messenger RNA from Penicillium subrubescens, 1428 nucleotides. Its product is annotated as damage-control phosphatase ARMT1 family protein. Gene Ontology annotation, biological process: DNA damage response. Gene Ontology annotation, molecular function: phosphatase activity. Lineage: Eukaryota; Fungi; Ascomycota; Eurotiomycetes; Eurotiales; Aspergillaceae. Gene Ontology annotation, cellular component: cytoplasm; nucleus. Bases 1 to 1428 code for a protein of 475 amino acids. The record is from RefSeq and is a predicted model, not a curated record. The transcript has 6 exons.